AUGGUCAUUCUAAGUCAACAGUUAGUGAUAGACCAACGUCGUUGCCGUUGUCUCGCGAGCAAUUCAUCAUGUUGGCCAGAUGCUUUAGUAUGGCAAUCAUUCAAUGAAACCAUUGACGGACGUCUUCUCUCAUCUGAGCCUUCGGCUGUUGUAUGCAAUGAGAAACCAUAUAAUGCCGAAGCAUGUGCUUUAGCCAUCGCACAAUGGUCGAAUUCGACAUGGCGUAGUGAUCAAGCUGGUGCACUGCAAAAUCAUAAUUGGGAAAAUAGUUCAUGUUCAAUUUUCACAAAUAGCACAACAUGCAAUCAAGGUUCGGUGUCUGUAUUCGCUGUUAAUGCAACACUGCCAGAACAUGUUCAAAAAACCGUUCGAUUCGCUGCUACGAAUAAUUUUCGUUUAGUUAUCAAAAGUACUGGACACGAUUACUUAGGUCGAUCAACGGCAGCUGGAUCUCUGCUUUUAUGGCUACAUCAUAUGAAAACCAUGACAUUGAUUGAACAGUAUUCAUCUUGUGGUCAUGCAAGUGUAUCAAAUGCUGCUCGAAUAGGUGCAGGUGUCCAAUGGAGCGAAGUUUAUCGAUGGCCGAAUGAAUUCAAUUUGACAGCAAUUGGAGGAGCAUCAAUGGUCGCUGAUGCCAGUUGGUCUGGCUAUUUCAGUAUGCUAGAUAUGAGACUCAGUGGUGUAUUUCAUGUACCUAAUGGAAAUGUGACAGUAGUCAAUGACACAUUAAAUCAAUUUGCAGUUAACAAUAGCGAUUUAGAUUUUGGAAAGACAUUGAUUUUCACUAUUCCAUCAUUUUAUGAUUACUUUACGCUCAUAUUGGAUCCAUCCAACCCUACUGGAUUCAAUGUUCUACUCAGUUCACGUCUCAUUCGUGAAAGUAUCGUUCGUAAUUUACCAGAAAAAGUCGCUGAAGUUUUUGCUCAAGUGCGAGGUCAAUCGGUAACUGGAUCAAUUCUUCUUGGGCAUAUUGUAGCCGGUGGACAAGUAUCAAACACAUCCAACACAAAUAACAGCGUCAAUCCAGGAUGGCGUACUGCUCUUCUUCAUAUGGUUAACUCCCAGGGUUGGUUAGAUACAACAUCUGAAGAUAUUAAAGAAUACUUAGCUAAGGAAGUCACAAGUCGAACAGAUAUUUUAGAUCAAUUAUUGAAAGAAUUAUUAAGACGUGAAUCAUCUAUUAAUACAUUAAAUGAAUUUUUAAAAUACGCCAAAAUUGAACAAGAUUUACGUGAUAGGAUUUGUAAUCUAUCAAUUGAUUCACAACAACUCUAUUCUAAUUUCAAUCGUCCAUCAAUUCCAUCAUUAACUGCUACAGUCAAUCCAUCAAAACAGUAUUAUCAUAAAAUAAAACACAACAAUCCCCGUUCACAUUCAACACAAUUACAGAGCUCUGUUUCUCGACGGAACUCGGUUCCAGCACUUGGAAAUCGAACAUCAACAAUACAUAAUACAAAACAAAUUCAGAAUUAUACAUCACAAUCAACAUUAAAGCAGAAUCCAAUCAAUACUGGAUCCACAUCACAACAUCAAUUCAAUAACUGUAAAGUUUGUGGUCGCAAAAAUCAUCGGACAAUUGAUUGUUAA
Rotaria sordida is the source of this 1587-nucleotide messenger RNA. Lineage: Eukaryota; Metazoa; Rotifera; Eurotatoria; Philodinida; Philodinidae. The record is from the annotation of a GenBank genome assembly.